GAUUCGUUGCCCUGGCUUCCUGCCUGCCUCCAGCCUCAGCCUCGCCGUUUAUACACGCCUCUCCCCUCCCCAACACCUUCCUCUCCGCGCCCGCUUCCUCCAUCCUCCGCUCGCUGCCCUCCCUCUCUCCGCCGAUUCGGAGCUCGGCGAAUUUGGACACUGCGCGGCGCGGCGACGUCGGCCCCUCCCCUCCACGAAGAAUCCUGCGCGGGCUCCUGCCGCACCUCGGGCCCCGGUGCGCUGGGCGAAAUGGAAGGUGUGGUCGUGAGGAGGGUGAUCCCUUCGGACAACAGCUGCCUCUUCAAUGCCGUGGGUUACGUGAUGGAACAUAACCGGAAUAAGGCUUCUGAGCUCAGACAGGUUAUAGCAGCAGCAGUUGCUAGUAAUCCUGUAAAGUUCAAUGAAGUGUUUCUUGGCAAACCGAAUGAAGCAUAUUGUGCUUGGAUUCUGGAUCCCGAAAAGUGGGGAGGAGCCAUUGAGCUCUCUAUUCUAUCGGAAUAUUACGGGCGUGAAAUUGCUGCAUAUGACAUUCAGACCACCCGCUGUGAUCUAUAUGGUCAGGAGAAGAAUUAUAAUGAAAGGGUCAUGCUCAUUUAUGAUGGGUUGCAUUAUGAUGCUCUGGCUAUGUCUCCAGCUGAAGGAGCACCAGAAGAAUUUGACCAGACAAUAUUCCCAAUCAACCAUAAUCGUUCAAUUGGUCCAGCAGAAGGCCUUGCUCUCAACUUAGUGAGGGAGGCACAGAGAAAGAGGAGCUAUACUGACACUGCAAACUUCACUUUGCGCUGUGGGGUGUGCCAGAUUGGCGUCAUUGGUCAAAAGGAGGCCGUCGAACAUGCGCAAGCCACUGGCCAUGUCAACUUCCAAGAAUACAAAUGACAGUAGAAGAUAAGUCUGGUUCUGUUGUAAACUUAUCAUUUGUUCAUCAAUUUGAUAUUCUUCUUUUGUUGGAUAUGGUUGGCACUUUGUAUCACAAUGUAUUUGUCACAGGGAAAACAUAAUAAUACUGUGUUUGUUCCGGAUAAUGUAGAUAUUGCCAACCAAUUAUGAUGGUUCAAAUGCCCCUUCUCGUUC
Molecule: messenger RNA, 1071 nt
Organism: Panicum virgatum (switchgrass)
Lineage: Eukaryota; Viridiplantae; Streptophyta; Magnoliopsida; Poales; Poaceae
Product: OVARIAN TUMOR DOMAIN-containing deubiquitinating enzyme 2-like
Exons: 9
Coding region: 250-876 (208 amino acids)
Biological process (GO): endoplasmic reticulum unfolded protein response; protein deubiquitination
Cellular component (GO): nucleus; cytosol
Molecular function (GO): cysteine-type deubiquitinase activity
Source: RefSeq, a predicted model, not a curated record